UUUUAUAGCAUUUGAUCAGAAGAACAGAGUAUUUCAUUCUCCCGUGCGGUCUAACACUGAUUCAAUCCCAAGUCUCAACCAUGGCGUUGUACGUGCUAUCUCGCCGUUCAUCACAUCCCUCCACUUCCCAAUUCUUCCUCGCUCUCCGUUUCGCCGCAUCCUAUUCCAGAUCCUAUUCCUCUUCCUCCUUCAGGGAAGAAAGAGACACCUUUGGACCCAUUCAAGUUCCUUCCGACAAAUUAUGGGGAGCUCAAACUCAAAGAUCCCUCCAGAAUUUCGAUAUCGGUGGCCCCCGUGAACGCAUGCCUGAACCCAUCGUUCGUGCCUUCGGCAUCUUGAAAAAAUGCGCUGCUAAGGUGAACAUGGAGUACGGUCUUGAUCCCACGAUUGGGAAGGCAGUGAUGCAAGCAGCUCAAGAAGUGGCAGAGGGCAAGUUAAAUGACCAUUUUCCCCUUGUUGUUUGGCAAACUGGCAGUGGCACGCAGAGUAACAUGAAUGCUAAUGAGGUUAUUGCUAACAGAGCGGCAGAGAUUCUUGGUCAUAGGCGGGGCGAAAAGUUUGUGCACCCAAAUGACCAUGUCAACAGAUCACAAUCUUCCAAUGAUACUUUCCCAACUGUAAUGCACAUUGCAGCUGCCGUGGAAGUAAACUCAAGACUAAUCCCCAAUUUGAAAACCUUAUAUUCUACACUAAAUGCGAAGUCAAUCGAAUUCAAGGAUAUUGUCAAGAUUGGACGCACUCAUACUCAGGAUGCAACACCUUUGACACUUGGACAGGAGUUUAGUGGGUAUACUACUCAAGUGAAGUAUGGCAUUGAUAGAGUGAUUGGCACUUUGCCACGAAUGUAUCAGCUAGCGCAGGGUGGUACAGCUGUAGGGACUGGAUUGAAUACAAAGAAAGGGUUUGAUGCAAAGAUUGCGGCGGCAGUAGCUGAAGAAACAAGGCUGCCUUUUAUCACAGCAGAAAAUAAGUUUGAGGCCUUGGCUGCACAUGAUGCCUUUGUAGAAACAAGUGGUGCCCUCAACACCAUUGCAGCUUCUUUAAUGAAGAUUGCUAAUGAUAUACGGUUAUUGGGAAGUGGUCCCCGUUGUGGCCUUGGUGAACUCAUUCUUCCUGAAAAUGAACCAGGAAGCAGUAUCAUGCCUGGGAAGGUUAACCCCACCCAGUGUGAGGCUUUGACAAUGGUCUGUGCGCAGGUCAUGGGAAACCAUGUUGCCAUCACAGUGGGUGGAUCAAAUGGUCAUUUUGAGCUUAAUGUGUUCAAACCAAUGAUUGCAAGUUCUCUGCUGCAUUCGUUGAGACUGCUUGGAGAUUCAUCUGCUUCCUUUGAAAAGAAUUGUGUUAGAGGUAUUCAAGCUAAUAGGGAAAGAAUUUCAAAGUUGCUGCAUGAGUCAUUGAUGCUUGUCACAUCCUUGAAUCCAAAAAUCGGUUAUGACAAGGCAGCAGCGGUUGCAAAGACAGCCCACAAAGAGGGGUCUACUCUGAAGGAAGCUGCAUUGAAGCUUGGAGUAUUGAGCUCUGAGGAAUUCGAUAAUCUUGUGGUACCUGAGAAAAUGAUUGGCCCAACUGAUUGACAUUGCAUAUAGAGUUGGUUAGUAAUUACUCAUUUGAUAAUCUACUACAUUGAGGUAGUAGUAUUUUUGAACCAUGAUUUUAUUACACUGAGAAAUGGCAAUUCAAGAGCCAAUAAUUUUUUACUUCCCUAGUUGAUAUUCUUGGGGAAAAGUUACCCCAAAUUUUUAAGAGAUGUAGUAUUGCAGGAAUUUAGUUGGCCCAAAUAAAGGGACUUCCCCCAUUUUAAUGUCCUUGAACUUACAUAUUUUAAAUUUUCCAGUGAUCUCUGGAUUACGGAUAUUUCCGUUAA
This is a messenger RNA of Arachis stenosperma, 1864 nucleotides long. Its product is annotated as fumarate hydratase 1, mitochondrial. The record is from RefSeq and is a predicted model, not a curated record. Gene Ontology annotation, cellular component: tricarboxylic acid cycle heteromeric enzyme complex; mitochondrion. The coding region runs from base 81 to 1574 and encodes 497 amino acids. Gene Ontology annotation, biological process: tricarboxylic acid cycle; fumarate metabolic process; malate metabolic process. Gene Ontology annotation, molecular function: fumarate hydratase activity. NCBI's taxonomy places the organism in Eukaryota, Viridiplantae, Streptophyta, Magnoliopsida, Fabales, Fabaceae. The transcript is spliced from 17 exons.